AUGAACAGAGCAAGAGCUAGUGGAGUGUAUACCUUACCAGAGGGUUUAGAUGUCCAAGCAAAGUUAGCAACCGUUAUGAGAAGGUUGGAUGAUUUGGAAGCCAAGGGAGUUCAAGAGGUGCAAAUAGUCAAUGAUGGGGUAACUCAACUGUGCUUGAUAUGUAAGUCUACGGAACAUGGUGUGCAAUCUUGUCCCACUCUACCUGCAGUGCAAGAUAUGUUUACAGAGCAAGCCAAUGCCUUAGGGACAUACAAGCAAUAUUCUAGCAAUUCUCCAUAUUCCAACACUUAUAAUCUGGGUUGGAGGAAUCAUCCAAAUCUAUCAUGGAAGGGAGGUAACAAUGGCCAGUUUCAACAGCAAGGAAACCAAUUUCAGGGUAAUCAGACUAAUGGGCAGCAAGGUUUUCAACCACAAGGUAUGUCAUCUCAGAAUUUUCAACAGCAACAUCAAACCUCAUCAUCUAACUCAAGCCUGGAAGACAUGAUGAGAGAGUUUAUACAGAAGCAAGACAAGCGUAAUGAAGAUCAAAAUAGGAUAAAUGCUCAAACAUCUCAAGAACUAGUAGAUAUUCGAACCACUUUGAGCCAACUUGCUGUAAGUUUAUCUCAAGAGAAAGGAAAAUUCCUAGCUCAACCACAGAAAAAUCCGAGAGGAGUAAAUGAAGUUUUUGAAGUGCAAAAGGAAGAUUGCAAUGCAGUUAUCACACUCAGAAAUGGGAAAGAAUAUGAAGGGCCCAAGUUACCUGUAAGUGAAGAUAUUCCUACUAGAGAUGAACCAACUGUGGAGAAAAAAUCUAUGCAGAGACACAAAGUGGGGAAUAAGACUUUAGAGAUUUUGGAAGUUUUGAAGCAAGUGAAGAUCAACAUUCCACUCCUUGAUAUGAUCAAGCAAGUUCCUACUUAUGCAAAGUUCCUCAAAGACUUAUGCACUGUGAAAAGAAGGAUUAAAUUAAGCAAGAAAGCAUUCCUCAUCGAGAAAGUCAAUGCCAUCAUUGAGAAUAAGGCAAUGGUGAAGUACAAAGAUCCAGCAAACCGUUCGAUUAAAGUACCCAGAGGAGUAGUCGAAGAUGUUUUGGUGCAAGUUGAAAAGUUCUACUACCCAGUGGACUUUGUGGUGUUAGAUACAGAACCAUUGAAAAAGGGUAUGAAUUAUGUUCCAAUUAUGCUUGGGAGAUCCUUCCUUGCUACAGCCAAUGCUCUUAUUAACUAUCGAAAUGGAUUGAUGCAGUUAUCUUUUGGGAACAUGAUAGUGGAAAUGAAUGUCUUCAAUUUAUGCAAGCAACCAAUGGACCAUGAUGAUGUGGAAAAUGAGGAAGCAUGCCUUAUAGAGGCCUUGGUGCAAGAACACACAUAA
Molecule: messenger RNA, 1353 nt
Organism: Vitis vinifera (wine grape)
Lineage: Eukaryota; Viridiplantae; Streptophyta; Magnoliopsida; Vitales; Vitaceae
Exons: 3
Coding region: 1-1353 (450 amino acids)
Source: RefSeq, a predicted model, not a curated record